AUGCCACUUUAUUGCAAGUUUCUAAAGGAUAUGUUGACCAAGAAGAGCAAAUAUAUCCACAGGGAUAAUAUUGUGGUGGAAGGAAACUGUAGUGUUGUGAUUCAAAGAAUCCUCCCACCUAAAUACAAGGAUCCAGGGAGUGUCACAAUCCCUUGCUCUAUUGGUGCAGUGUCAGUUGGAAAAGCUCUCAUUGAUUUGGGAGCCAGUAUAAAUUUGAUGUCUCUCUCCAUGUGUAGGAGAAUUGGAGAGUUGGAAAUUAUGCCAACAAGAAUGACAUUGCAGUUGGCAGAUCGUUCUAUCACAAGGUCUUAUGGUGUAAUUGAAGAUGUUUUGGUUAAGGUGCAACAAUUCACCUUCCCUACAGAUUUUGUUGUCAUGGACAUUGAAGAGGACACUAACAUUCCAUUGAUUUUGGGUCGUCCCUUCAUGUUAACCACCAAUUGUGUGGUGGAUAUGGGGAAAGGUAAAAUGGAAAUAAGCGUGGAUGAUCAAAAAGUUACAUUUAAUCUAUUUGAAGCUAUGAAGUGUAACACCCUGCUUCACAAGGCACUUGGUCAUGAUCUGAUCAUUGGGAUCUUUGAGAAGAUGUCUGGAGUGUGCGCGAAGUUUCUGUUCCGGAGAGCAUUUCUCACUUGA
This is a messenger RNA of Glycine soja, 636 nucleotides long. RefSeq lists its product as uncharacterized. Gene Ontology annotation, molecular function: aspartic-type endopeptidase activity. The transcript is spliced from 2 exons. The record is from RefSeq and is a predicted model, not a curated record. Lineage: Eukaryota; Viridiplantae; Streptophyta; Magnoliopsida; Fabales; Fabaceae. The coding region runs from base 1 to 636 and encodes 211 amino acids. Gene Ontology annotation, biological process: proteolysis.